UUUACCACAAACUUCUGCUGGUUCUGCUACUGAGUGGUGGACAUCAAAGUGCACAUGGUGUCGAGAUCGUAAAUGGCGUCAGGGUCCCAGACAACUCAAUGCUGCACAUGGCAUCCCUGCAGGACAAGGGCAAACACAUAUGUGGAGGCUCCUUGAUCAGUGACAGCUUUGUGCUAACUGCUGCUCACUGUGAAAAGGUUUCAAGUGUGGUACUCGGAACACACCACCUCAACUCUGCCUCCAAUAAUAUGAGAUAUAAUGUGUUGAAAAAAUGCAAGCAUCCAUCCUUUGAGAAGGUCUCUUGCGGCAAUGACAUCAUGCUUCUUAAGCUGUCUCGGGACGCUCGAGGCGCCAAGGUCAAGGCCAUUGAUCUUCCAAAAAGUCCUGUUAAACUUUCGGCAAACGAUAAUUGUGAAGUUGCAGGAUGGGGUUAUGAGGCCAGCCGUGGUACACCUGUGAAUGACCUGAGGAAAGCAACUGUCAAAAUCAUCAGCUGGGAUGAGUGCAAGAGUAAAUGGAGCAAAUUGCUCCCUAACGGCACCGUCUGCGCGGGUGGAUAUGGCAAGACUGGAUUCUGUCAGUGUGACUCAGGUGGUCCUCUGGUGUGCAAAGGCAUUCCAGUUGGCAUCGUGUCCUACAACAGGAAUGGAGAAUGUACCUAUCCAAGUAAAUUCCCCAAUGUCUACACUGAUAUUUCUGACUUCCUUCCCUGGAUCAAUGACAUUUUGGACAAAGGGGACUGUUAAAUGUAGUAGUUGGUUCAAGCUUGUAUAGUUCAGUAUCCUAUUGUAUUAGAUUGCAA
Molecule: messenger RNA, 802 nt
Organism: Periophthalmus magnuspinnatus
Lineage: Eukaryota; Metazoa; Chordata; Actinopteri; Gobiiformes; Gobiidae
Product: duodenase-1-like
Exons: 5
Coding region: 99-746 (215 amino acids)
Biological process (GO): proteolysis
Molecular function (GO): serine-type endopeptidase activity
Source: RefSeq, a predicted model, not a curated record